This is a messenger RNA of Propithecus coquereli (Coquerel's sifaka), 1986 nucleotides long. RefSeq names its product Usher syndrome 1G (autosomal recessive) (gene USH1G). The record is from RefSeq and is a predicted model, not a curated record. Gene Ontology annotation, molecular function: protein binding. Gene Ontology annotation, biological process: equilibrioception; sensory perception of light stimulus; sensory perception of sound. The transcript has 3 exons. The coding region runs from base 184 to 1569 and encodes 461 amino acids. Lineage: Eukaryota; Metazoa; Chordata; Mammalia; Primates; Indriidae.
UCAGAUGUCCCGCUAGCCACGGCUCUGGCCUCCAGACCCUGCGUCUGCAGCAGCGGGGGCUGGCGGCCCUGGCCCCUGCUCGGCCCCCUCCCCCAAACACAUGUCUCAGAACUAACCCCUCCGCCCUCCCCUGCGGGGGGCAUUUCCCCGUGCCCCCUGCCCGUCCCAUCCAACUCCAGCGCCAUGAACGACCAGUACCACCGCGCGGCCCGGGAUGGCUACCUGGAGCUCCUCAAGGAGGCCACCCGGAAGGAGCUGAAUGCCCCCGACGAGGAUGGCAUGACCCCCACACUCUGGGCUGCCUACCAUGGCAACCUGGAGUCGCUGCGCCUCAUCGUGAGCCGCGGGGGUGACCCAGACAAGUGUGACAUCUGGGGCAACACGCCCCUGCACCUGGCAGCUUCCAAUGGCCACCUACACUGCCUGUCCUUCCUGGUGUCCUUCGGGGCCAACAUCUGGUGCCUGGACAACGACUACCACACCCCGCUGGACAUGGCCGCCAUGAAGGGCCACAUGGAGUGCGUGCGCUACCUGGAUUCCAUCGCGGCCAAGCAGAGCAGCCUCAACCCCAAGCUGGUGGGCAAGCUGAAAGACAAGGCCUUCCGCGAGGCGGAGCGGCGCAUCCGCGAGUGCGCCAAGCUGCAGCGCAAGCACCACGAGCGCAUGGAGCGGCGCUACCGGCGGGAGCUGGCCGAGCGCUCCGACACGCUCAGCUUCUCCAGCCUCACGUCCAGCACCCUGAGCCGCCGGCUGCAGCACCUGGCGCUCGGCAGCCAGCUGCCCUACUCGCAGGCCACGCUGCACGGCACCGCCAGGGGCAAGACGAAGAUCCAGAAGAAGCUGGAGCGGCGCAAGCAGGGCGGCGAGGGCACCUUCAAGGUCUCGGAGGACGGCCGCAAGAGCGUGCGCUCGCUCUCGGGCCUGCAGCUGGGCAGCGACGUGAUGUUCGUGCGCCCGGGCCCCUACGCCAACCCCAAGGAGUGGGGCCGCGCCCCGCUCCGGGACAUGUUCCUCUCGGACGAGGACAGCGUCUCCCGUGCCACACUGGCGGCCGAGCCUGCCCACUCGGAGGUCAGCACCGACUCAGGCCACGACUCCCUGUUUACCCGCCCCGGCCUGGGCACCAUGGUGUUCCGCAGGAACUACUUGAGCAGCGGGCUGCAUGGGCUGGGCCGCGAGGACGGGGGGCUGGAUGGGGCGGGCACGCCGCGGGGUCGGCUGCAGAGCUCCCCCAGCCUGGACGACGACAGCCUGGGCAGUGCCAACAGCCUGCAGGACCGCAGCUGCGGGGAGGAGCUGCCCUGGGACGAGCUGGACUUGGGCUUGGACGAGGACCUGGAGCCCGAGACCAGCCCGCUGGAGACCUUCCUGGCCUCCCUGCACAUGGAGGACUUUGCCGCCCUCCUGCGGCAGGAGAAGAUCGACCUCGAGGCGCUGAUGCUGUGCUCUGACCUGGACCUCCGCAGCAUCAGCGUGCCCCUAGGGCCGCGCAAGAAGAUCUUGGGGGCCGUGCGGCGGCGGAGGCAGGCGCUGGAGCGCCCGCCUGCCCUGGAGGACACAGAAUUAUAACCAGGGGCUCCUCUCCCCAGACCAAAAUGAAUUGCAAGUUGCCACAACUCACAACGGUGGGGCCAUGAGGUCCUCACAGCUGCCAGCCCUACAGCUCCCUUCCCCAAGAGCAAGGACCAUGCGGGUCGUCUCCUUUGAAAGCCUGUCCACACCCUGAAGCAGAGGGUGUGGCCUGGAGGCACCCAGAGGGGCAAGAGAACGUUCCAGGGCACUAUUUCUCCAGGGUCCUGAAGGCCUGAACCACCGCCAUCUGAGCAGCCCUAAAGGACAUGUGGCUUCGUGGAAGGACAGCCUCAGAGGGAGGGUAGAGCACCAGAGCUGGACGGGAGUGUAUGGGACGGGCAAGGGGGAAUGGCCUGUCACAGGUGCCACUGUCUCUCCCCCACCUCCUCUAAGGGGCUGUUCUCUCUGUGCCCA